Messenger RNA from Penaeus indicus, 1047 nucleotides. RefSeq names its product basic proline-rich protein-like. The record is from RefSeq and is a predicted model, not a curated record. Bases 1 to 1047 code for a protein of 348 amino acids. The transcript has 2 exons. Lineage: Eukaryota; Metazoa; Arthropoda; Malacostraca; Decapoda; Penaeidae.
AUGAUCAAAUCCUUCAUCCCGACGCCCGAGGAGAUCCAGGAGCUCCAGGCCCUCCACACCACGCCCGCCCCUCCCCCUCCUCCCCCUACCCUCCCUCCGACCGCUUCCCCCGCCGACAUGUUUGCCCCCGCCCCUCUCCCGCCCCCUGGCGUCUACCCUCCGCCCGGAGUUAUCCCUCCCCUCGGGUCCUUCUCUUCGUUGUCUGCUUCUUCUCCUCCUUCGUCGGGUCUUUUGCCUUACGGGGCCUUGGCGCCAUCUGGAGUCCUCCCGCCGUCGGGGGCUUUCCCUCCUUCAGGUGCCAUGCCUCCCUCAGGGGUCUACCCUCCACCCGGUGCCUUGCCUCCCCCAGGGGCCUACCCUCCCCCCGGUGUCCUGCCUCCCCCUGGGGCCUACCCUCCCCCCGGUGCCUUGCCUCCUCCUGGGUCAUAUCCUCCUCCCGGGGCCUUGCCUCCCGCGGGCGCCUACCCUCCCCCCGGCGCCAUGCCUCCCCCAGGGGCUUUUCCCGGUGGCCUAACUUCUGGAACUUUCUCGUCCGCAGGUCCCGCCGGCUCUGCGAAGGCUUCUGGUUCCAAGUCCUCCUCGGCCUCUGGUGGCGGCAUGGGCCCGAGUAGCUUUAUGCCCGGGGGUGGCAUGGGCAGCUUUAUGCCCAGUGGCAUGGGCUCUGGUGGUAUGGGGAGCUUUAUGCCAAGUGGCAUGGGCUCUGGAGGCAUGGGCAGCUUUAUGCCCAGUGGUAUGGGCUCUGGAAGUAUGGGCAGUUUUAUGCCUAGUGGCAUGGGUUCUGGGAGCAUGGGUAGUUUUAUGCCAAGCGGCAUGGGCUCUGGCGGUAUGGGCAGCUUUAUGCCCAGUGGAAUGGGCUCUGGAGGCAGCUUUAUGCCCAGUGGAAUGGGCGCAGGCGGUGCGAGUAGCUUCAUGCCCGGCGGCGCUGCCUCUGGUGGCAUGGGCAGCAGUGGAUCUAUGGGCGAACCAACCAUGUCUCCAGCUGUGGCCAAAUUGGUAGCCAAAUAUGAAUCUGCUGCGACUAACUUCAUGGGAAUGGGAGCCGCUUAA